CCUCUACAAUUAUGUAUACGUUCAAUAUUGUUAUAUACCGUACAGUAGUGACAACAGUGAUCUCAAAGUUAAUUAUGUUAACUCGGAAGAGAUAUUAUUAAAGAUGGAUAUACACAUGUUCAUUGUUAUGAUGGCAACAAGGCUUAUCUAUGCAGAUUUAAUAAUGCAAGUGACACGGGAUGACUGUGAACGGUCUAUUGACCUUUCUUAUGAGAACAGAGUUACAAUAAACUAUGCAGAUUCGGACUUUGUGAAUAUGACAGGAUUCUGCAUUAUUGAAUUUACUACCAAUAGUUCUGAUGAAAUGAUUUGUAUCACAAGUGAUAGAACACAUUUUAUAGAUAUAAUCUGUAAGUGGUCUCUCUCCUAUCAUAUUGGAGGAUAUAGUUCGUAUGGUGAGCAGUAUUCUUGCAACGAUUUUAACAGAAAACCCCUGUGUAAGGGGACUAGACGAGUUUCUCUGGCUUAUUCAGACAAUUACCUAUUUAGUAAUGUAACUAUAAGUGUUACGUUGUUUUCAAAAACGGUUAAACAAACGACUACUACUACGAGGCGACCUUCCUGGUCAUCCUGGUCAUCGUGGUCUGGACAGUCAUCAUGGUCAUCUUGGACAUCUGACAACGACAGCUAUGGAAAGUCUCAUAAAGGAAAUAGUGCAAUAAUCGGUAUUAUUAUUGGUGUGAUUGUCGGUGUACUCCUCUUCGUCGUUUGCUGUGUUCUCAUAUUUUACAAAAAACCUACAGGCUCUACCCAGAAUGACACACCUGUUCAAAUACAGUAUCGUCCUGAAAGCCGAAAUGCAGACACCAACACCAGUCUGAUAACCGAUAGUGCAAGAGAAAGUGCCAACCCAUCAAGAUCCCACCUUGAAGAACCGGAAUCUCAAGGCCCACCGUCGUACGAAGAAGUUGAGAAACAUGAAGAUAUAUAUAAAUAUAAAGGAGAACAACUGGCGGUACCUUCUUAUCCAGAGAACAAUGUAACACCAACAGCACCUCCACCACCAUAUCCAGGAGUGUAAAGAAGACAACCAUACAGAAGAAGACUUUAGCUUCUGAUGAAGUUACAACGAAAUCAGAUUAGAGCGUUGAAAAAUGAAAGAAAAUAGUAUAUAGAUAGCAUUUAUCAGGGAAAAUAAAA
Ruditapes philippinarum (Manila clam) is the source of this 1140-nucleotide messenger RNA. RefSeq lists its product as uncharacterized. The transcript is spliced from 6 exons. NCBI's taxonomy places the organism in Eukaryota, Metazoa, Mollusca, Bivalvia, Venerida, Veneridae. The record is from RefSeq and is a predicted model, not a curated record. The coding region runs from base 104 to 1021 and encodes 305 amino acids.